Molecule: messenger RNA, 4908 nt
Organism: Meleagris gallopavo (turkey)
Lineage: Eukaryota; Metazoa; Chordata; Aves; Galliformes; Phasianidae
Product: acyl-coenzyme A synthetase ACSM4, mitochondrial
Biological process (GO): acyl-CoA metabolic process; fatty acid biosynthetic process
Cellular component (GO): mitochondrial matrix
Molecular function (GO): fatty-acyl-CoA synthase activity; fatty acid ligase activity
Source: RefSeq, a predicted model, not a curated record
UUUUUUUGUAGAAUUUAGGGAAUAUUUAACAGGCCAAAUUUCACAAGUAAAACCUUUCUAGAUUUUUAGAAUAAAUCACAUCCCUGUUAAUAGGAUUUUGACUUUAAAUGCAAUUACCACCUAGAUUCUAAGUUUCUCCUCUAUAAUCCUAAUUCUGAAGAGGAUAGCAUGAUUCUUCUGUUGCUUGUCAUGAUCCCUCUGGGGUACACAUGUAGACAUCUGAAUGCAUGUACUGGAUUUUAAUCAGAUUUGCUUUCCAUUCCCUGUUCAAGCACCCACUCGGGAACCUGAUUUUCUCUGUCAAGGAGAAACAUCCUCUUACUGCUGUGAACCUGAUUUUAUUCAUUUUUAAUGGAUUUAUUUGUUGAAUUGAGCACUGUUUUACCAACUGAUGCUGGAAAAGGGCAUGCAAGGACACAGAGUCAUGUGAUUCUGAAGUUAUGGCAAAUAAAUGUAUGCAUUCUGACUCAUUGCCAAAACACAGUCCUGUUUACAGAGAAAAAUAUGCAACUCUAUCAAGCGUAGUUACUGUGCUCAUUGUAUCUGCUGUAGUUUCCAUGAAAAUAAAUUUAUUUAUUACUUUUGGCCUACAUAUAUGCAGCCCAAGACAAUUCUUCCUCAUUCAAUGGGGCCCUGGCAAGCCCAAAGAUUGGACAUCCAUGCCCUGUUGGUUUAUUUAAAACUGCUGAGUAUUUUCUAACACAGUUCUGUGAACUACUUUGUUUUUGUCAAAUUACCCAUUGAGGGUGGGGGCCUCAUCAUGCCAGAAAAAUGACAUUUUUUUAGCCAGUACUAUUUAUUCUACUAAAACAGUCUUUCAAAUGUAUUAAGAUAACAUACCAUAAGCAAAAUACUUCAUUUUUAAUCACUGAUACGUUCAGGUUGAUUCAAGCGGAUCUGUUUUAAUCCAGUCUGGUGCUCCAUGUUAGACGUGGUUUAGUGGGCAGUACUGGUGGUAGGUGAGCAGUUGCUCUUGCACGUCUUUUCCCACCUUAUGAUUCUAUGUUUUUGGUGGUUCUGGUGGUACAGGUAAUUCUAUUCAUGUCUGAACUCCACUGACAGCCAUGAAACGAUAGCACUGAGGUGAAGCAGACCUGCAGCUGAAUGUGGACCAGUCAGGGGAAUGACUGCAGCCCCAUCUCAGCCUUCCUGCCAAUUUCUGAUGCCAAGACCAUGUUUCUCUUUGACCACUCUUGCCUCUUUGCUUAUUCCUCUGGGUUAAAGGCAAUGGGUUAAAUACACCAGGUUAAAAAUUUUCAUGCAUUUUUCCUUCACUCAGCAAGUUAGAAGUGAGCAACUGGUAAUUCUUUUGGAGACCUCUGUUAUUACUAUUUCCCAGCAAUGAUAAUGAAUGAUAUUACUGGUCACUGAAUGUUUUUCUAUGGCAACAGUGCAUAACACUCCAUCAGGCGUUGUGUAGAUGCAUGAUAGUUUCCUGUACUGCUUAUAUCCAGUAACACAUUCGUGUUUAUUUUGAAUACCUUUGUGAGAUUCUUUGCUUCACCAAAGAUCACAAUCAUAACAAGAUGUUGAAGCAUUCUGCAUCCAGCCCACACAGUUUUUUGAGCUGUCGUAUAUCACUGAAAAGAUUUAAGCUAUGCAAGCUGUAGGUAUCUGAGUUCAUUGUCCUGAUAGGAAGAUCAAAUGUGAUUGUUACCAGCUCCUGCUAGUAAAAAAAGAAAUAAUUCUGCUGUUAAAAUAUUUAUUUUGUCAGGAGGAAUAAAGUUUUUUUAUUAAAUCGUGGUCAGUACUUCAGAGGUUAUGGUUGUAAAUAUGGGACAAUAUAAACUGAAUACAACACUAACUUAAAAACAUGGGGCAAAGGACAAAACUUACUGUUUUUGCAGCUUCACUCAGGUUAUGCACAUUUCAUGUGGACCAGAAAUUAAUCAACAGCUUUCUUGUUAUUUUUUCCAAGCUGGCCGAUGGCUUCAUUCUUUGUAAGAAUAGGAAAGAAAAUGACCUGAAUACCAGCAAUCACUCACCUAAGCUUGUAACACGACUAGUAAUUUAUAUUUAGCAGCUGAAGAAGGAAAAUCAAUAGAAAGAUACAGAUUUCAGGGUCAUCAUAGACUGCGUUGUCCCCUGCUAUUUCUGCAGACUCUUCCAGAGGCAAACCACGUUUUGUUCCAUGUUGGAUAGUGUUCAUGUAUGCUCAGCAGGCACCUUUAAACAGCAUUCCAUCACUGUUUGGCAACAGUCUGAAGCAGUCUUCCAGGUUACUGACAGUAAUGAUAAAAAUUUAAAAAAAAAGAAAAAAAAGAAUAGCAAUAAAAUGAAAGCAAUUCAUUAGAUUGCAGAUCAUUUAUGAUUCUAGUGGUGAGAACAGAUAGAAGAGGGAGGACGUUUACAGUGACCAAAUGGAAACUGGAAACAUCCUUCAGUUCCACGUGAAACAAAAAGAAUCUCAGAAAAUCAAAUACCAAGUGCUCUGGUGUAAGAACAAAUAUCCUUCCAUCAUGUAGGUGAUGUUAGCAGUCUUGAAGAUCUAUAAUCUGUAUGGAUCAGCCAAGCUACAGACAAUAUGAUCAUAUCAGUAGUCCUUAAGAAGCUGUUGGUACAAAAUACAUGAGAGCAUGCUGGGGAACUUUGCAUUUAAACAUCAAUUUUGCUGUGAAUAGCCUAAGUGAAUUUAACUAAUAAUUAAUCGAUUCAUAAUAGAAUUAUCUUUCUUUGGUUAAUUUCAAGAUAGUGUUUCUCUUUUUCAUUAUUUUUGUUACAGAAAAACAAUAGCAAUGAUUCCAUUAACUUUCUUACGCAGUCUACAGCAUCUCCAUUUAUAUCCUGCCAUGAAGAUUUGUAAAUUACAGACUCUAAAAUUGUUGUGGACUCUGAAACCUCCUUGUAGGACUUUCCAUAGGCAUCCCAGGCUGCUUGUCUCUGAUGUGCACUCUCAGUACGAGUCUGUCAGGCGUGGUGAACAGGAAAUACCAAAGUACUUUAACUUUGCAAGUGAUGUACUGGACAAAUGGUCUGAGAUUGAAAAGGCUGGAAGAAAACCAACAAACUCUGCUUUUUGGUGGAUAAGUGGUAAUGGAGAAGAAGUAAAAUGGAGCUUUGAGGAGCUGGGAUUCCUUUCUCGGAAAGUGGCCAACGUGUUGACCAAAGUAUGUGGACUGCAAAAAGGGGACAGAGUCAUUGUGGUUCUGCCACGAAUCCCGGAGUGGUGGCUGGUGAACGUGGCUUGCAUUCGAGCAGGGAUUGUCUUAAUUCCAGGAACAUCCCAGUUAUCAGCCAAAGACAUAUUAUAUCGACUCCAGGCUUCAAAGGCCAAGUGCAUCAUCACCAACGACACUCUGGCUCCUGCAGUAGACUCAGUGGCAUCUGAGUGCCAGUUUCUUGAAAACAAGCUGGUGGUGUCCAAAGGCAGUAGGGAGGGAUGGCUGAACUUCAAUGAACUGUACAAAAACCAGCCUGCUGACCAUUCCUGUGUCAAAACAAGGAUUCAAGAUUCAAUGGUUAUCUUCUUUACCAGUGGAACCACAGGUUCUCCAAAGAUGACCGAACAUUCCCAGGGCAGCCUUGGUUUUAGACCCCUGUUAUGUGAAAGGUACUGGUUGGAUACAUCUCCGUCAGACACGGUGUGGGGCAUUACAGACACAGGCUGGAUAGUAACUUCACUGGCAUCUCUAUUUGAUGCCUGGGCUUUGGGAUCGUGUGUCUUUGUCCACCAGCUCCCACAGAUUGAACCAUCAGUUAUCCUAAAUACUCUCUGCAGAUUCCCCAUUGACACCAUGAUUAGUGCUCCCACCCUGUACCGCAUGCUGGUGCAAGCUGAUCUCUCCAGUUACAAAUUCAUGAACCUGAAGCACUGCAUGAGCGGAGGGGAGCCGCUAAACCCAGAAGUCAUUGACCAGUGGAAAAGCAAGACAGGGCUGGACAUCCAUGAAGUGUAUGGCCAGACUGAAGCGGGAAUAAUCUGCUCUGUUUCUAAAGGAAUGAAGAUCAAACCUGGAUCAAUGGGAAAGGCCGCUCCCCCGUUUGAUGUUCAGGUUGUAGACAAAAAUGCUAAUAUUCUGCCUCCUGGACAACAGGGGGAAAUUGCUGUCAGAAGCAAACCCGUAAGACCACUUGGUUUAUUCACUGAAUAUGUAGAUAACCCUAAGAAAACUACAGAAAGCGAGCGUGGGGAUUUUUACAUCACAGGGGACAGAGGGACUAUGGAUGAAGACGGAUAUUUUUGGUUUAUUGGAAGAGACGACGAUAUCAUCAUUUCUUCAGGGUAUCGCAUUGGGCCAUUUGAGGUAGAGAGCGCCCUGAUAGAACACCCAGCAGUAGCAGAAACAGCUGUUGUCAGCAGUCCAGAUCCCCUCAGAGGAGAGGUUGUGAAAGCAUUUGUGGUCUUGUCUGAUGCCUUUUCAUCCAGUGACUGCGAGAGCUUAACCCGUGACUUGCAGGAGCAUGUCAAGAAAACUACUGCUCCAUACAAAUAUCCCAGGAAGGUGGAAUUUGUCCGGGAGCUACCAAAGACAAUCACUGGGAAGAUAAAGAGGAAUGAAUUAAGAGCCAAAGAGUGGGGACAGAUGUAGCACUGUGUGGAAUUUAACAGAACUCCUGUUGUUCCAUUAAUGCUAUAUUUCUCUGUUAAAAUCAGCCUGGUCUGCCUUUUGUUAAAUGCCUGAGCAUCAAAACUUGUACAUAACACCAAAGUGUGAUGUCUGCAUCUGUUUGCAAAAACUUCUAAUGUCAGCACUACAAGUUCAGAUCCUGAUGCACUGCUGGGAGAACAAACCAAUUAUACAAUUCCAUUCUAGUCCUUACUAUCCAAAACUUCACCAGAACUUAGCUGGUGACCCAUCUCUAAUAUAUAACAUCCAAGAUCACAAAAGGAUAGGAGGAAGUUUUUCACCCAGAGGGUGGUGAGGCACUGGAACAGGUUGCCCAAGGAGGCUGUGGAUACCCCAUCCC